CAGGCUGCGCUCUCUAACGGACCUAACUGCUCCCAGCAUGAACCGGGAUGUAAUUCCACCGCAUCUCCACAAACUUUCCCCUUCGAACGGACCGCUGGUUCUCCUGGAGACCAACUUUAUCUCCGGUUGCUUCAAUGAAAAAAAGAAACAACUUUUCUUGCGUUUUGGAAUCCAUUUAAUGUAAAACAUCGAAAAGGUUUUAGUUUUCCUCUUUUUUUCGUGAAGGAAUGUCGGUUAAAACUGGAUAACGGUCCGCUUGGUGGUAUCGGCGGGGCUGUAGGAGAACUUUUCUCUCUGCUUUUUUGAUUUUUAUUUUAUCUUUGGAGGAAAAUCAUAAGUUCUGUGAACUUUUUUGCUGUUUUUUUUUGAGAAACUUCUCCCCUCCGACCGGAGCUAGCAAGCAGCGGCGGCGCGAGGGGACAAUGCUACCCGCUGCUCGCAUCGGUCCUCUCCGUCAUCCCUUCUUGUUUCUGUGAGGCUGAAAAAAACAACAAGCAAACAAUGAUUUCGGAGGAGAGGAGCAGCCAUGUAAAUAAACAAGCCCUAAACUUUCCUGUGGGUUUGCUCAUCCGCUCUCCCAAGAGGCGCCUGGCCAAACUGGGGAGGAAACCAAGCAAUGGAUCCCUGCAGUCCAACAAGUCGGACAGCACCGUCCGUUCUGCAGAGAGCGUCGGUGUCCGGCAACCGGCCAAGAGCAAAAUCAGGCGUCACAACAACAGGCUUUCAACGGUUUUCAACCACAGCCCCAACCUCCGGGACGGUGGGCGACGCGGCCUGACCAGGGGCAGCGGGAGCCUGACCGGAGAGCACCAGGCUGCUGAUGACCCCGCCGAGCUUUCCAGCCAGUUAUCUGUGCCUGGGAUCCUGAAGAUCUUCGGCAGCGAUAUCUGUCAGGGGACCCACUACAAGAGCGUGUUGGCCACCACUCAUUCCUGUGCAAAGGAGCUGGUGAGGGAGGCCUUAGAGAGGUACUGUCUGGAAAAAGAAGACGCCAAUGACUACCUGCUGUGUGAUGUGAUCGGUCAGACGGGGGCUGAUAACCAGUGGAAGAGGGAGUGCUUCAGGGUGGUGGGGGACAAUGAGAGGCCCCUCAUGCUGCAGUCCUUAUGGAAGCCGAAGGAAGGCUUCUUCAGGAGAUUUGAAAUCCAGCUGCGGUCCACUGUGAAGCAGCAGAGCUUGAAGGACAGAGACACGAUCACAGCAGGGAUCAAUGCUCAAGCUCGUAAACUGCAAAAGAACCGGUCCAGAGUGACUUCCCUGUUCGUGGACAGCGGCGGGGAGGAAGCUGAAGGCCUUGGCUUCUGGAGGAGCCUGAGCGAAAUGGACCUGUCUGCGAUGGAAAAAGAGGCCAACCGAGCCCAACAGGGCGCGCUCAGAGAGGACCCAGAGGCCGAGGCUGACAAGGAGGUGCUGCGGCUCGGCAUGGAGAAGGAAGAGACGGAGAGCAGUGACGACAACACCACCCAGUACUCCAUCCAUCCACCCUUUGACUUCCCUUACUUCCUCCUACUGCAGGGCUAUAAUCACAGACAGGAUUUUGUGAUCUACCUGAUGAGCGGCACCACCACCAUCUUUGGAUGCUGCAGGGAGCACUGUAACGGAGAGGACGAGGAAAGGCUAAAGGUGGACAUCCUCCUGUUCGCUCCUGAUGUGCUGCCGCAGCACUGCUGCGUCAGACGCAUCGACUCCAACAUCCAGACCUCAGGAAAACACAAAAAGACUUUGACGAUGCUGAAGCCCCUCCAUGGUGCUCCCGUCACCAGAAACGGUUGCCCUCUGAAUGAGGAAGUCGAACUGAAUCCUGGAGAUUUGGUUGGUUUGGGAAAAAACUACCUGUUUAUGUUUAAGGAUCCGACCACUACGUCAGGAUCAGCUCAUACUCCACUUUGGAUGAGCAGACUCUGCCCGAGCUCCGACUCUAAGACCUCGUGUUUAUCGUGUGGCUCUUGUGUGCCCAUAAAAAAGCUCCAAAGGAAGCCCUUAGCUCCUUGUUGGAGAGACCUGGAAGGAACAGAGGCUUCCCUAAGCUACGAGCUAGAGCAGGAAGAAAGAGUCCUGCAGGAGAUCCUGGACAUGGUGGAUCGAAGUGAGAAUGAACCAAAACUAACUCCUGCUUUCCUGAUGAUUCUUUGCAUUCAGCGCUCAGCCUCUGCUUUCGAGUUAACACACUUCAGACAGCUGCUACUCAGGAUUGCCAGUCAGAUCCAGCUUAUUGCAUGGGAGAAGACAAAGGAACUCGCCGCAGUCCAACCAGAAACGAGUGACGGACAGCCUGAAGAGAUUCAUCUGCUCAGCAUGGAGCAGCUGAUCCCAGGUCUGCGACCGUUGGUGCUGUGGAUGGCCAACUCCAUCGAACUGCUGCACUUCAUCCAGCAUGAGGUUCCUCAGCUGCUUCCUGGGAGACGGGAAAGUCUGGAUGAAGAUCUUCUGGAGUCAGAGAUGUCGUCCACUCGGAUCGCCUGCGAGGAGGCCAUGACAGUCCUGGAGGAGGUCAUCAUGUUUACCUUCCAGCAGUCUGUCUACUAUCUCACAAAGAGUAUGUAUUCAGCCCUGACUGGUCUGCUGGACGGGAACCCGUUCACCGAACAUGGUCAGCUGCAGGUGCCUGAAAGCCUCAGCAGCAUCCUGGAGGUCCUCAAGGAGGCGCUGAAGCUUCUUACGGCCUUCCAGGUGCAUCCAGACAUCUCACUUCAGCUCUGUGCCUACCUGUUCUUCUUCAUCAAUGCAUCACUGUUCAACACCCUCAUGGAGAGAGGAUCCGUGGCUGGGUUCUACCAGUGGUCCCGCGGUGUGCAGAUCAGGGCCAACCUGGACCUGCUGAUGGACUGGGCCCAGAACAUCGGCCUGGGUGACAUAGCCGGCGAAUUCUUCCAGAAGCUCUCUGCUGCUGUCAAUCUGCUGGCCACACCCAAAGAAACGCUUCUGCAGGCCUCCUGGGCUUCCCUCAGGACCGAGUUUGCGGCUCUGAAACCAGCCCAGUUGCACCACAUGCUGCGGGAGUACAGCGCCGGUAAACCCUGUCCGAGCGGAUGGACUCCAUCAGCAGAUGACAUGGAAGACGCAGUCAGCACUGCCGACAUCCUGGAGAGCUUCGACAACCACCCGCCUCUCAUCCUGCCCAGCAGCUCGUUUCACCUGGAGCUGGGUAAAGCCAUCCUGGAGCCGGCUCUUUUUGAACAGCUCUCUAAUCUGCAGGAAUUUAUUGGCAGGCUCGCUAACAGUGAACCCCGGGCCCAAAGUUCUGCUCAGGAACAGGUUUCUCAGGGUUCCAGCAGUGACAGUCCUUCAGCCCAUCAGACGCUCUCCGAGGCUGAGACUUGCCCCAGUCCAAAAGCAGAUUCUGACCUCGCCUCCUCUGUAGACCCAGGUCAGACUCUAGGCUCUCAUGGUGGCCUGAGCAGCUGUGAAGCAGUUCUGGCCCAAAAGCUGAAGAGCCUGCAGCUGCAGAACUCCCUCCCUGGCCCGGCCGACACAAGCUACCAUAAGAGCCUGGCUCUGGACCCUUCCUGCCUCCUCACCCCACCCAACACCCCGCAGGGUAUGGAGCUGGCUGAGCUGGAGGCGGAUCUGCGGGAGGGUGCCCAUCAGCUAAAGAAAGCUGCUGGGAGGACCCAGAUGGAGGCAGGAAACCCGGAAGCAGAAGAAGACAGAGAGGAAGUGUUCACAGUGGAGAUCUGCAGAGGGCCCCACGGCCUCGGCCUGGCUCUAGUAGACGGAACGAAAACCCCCCUUAGAAUGAGCGGCAUCUACGUGAAGUCUGUCGUCCCCGACUCUCCGGCUGCUCGGUGCCAGAAGCUGAGAACAGGGGAUCGGAUCCUGGCUGUAAACGGCGUCAGUCUGGUCGGGAUGGAGUAUAAUGUAGGCAGAGAGCGGAUUCGCUCAUCAGGAGACACUCUAAGGCUGCUGGUGGCAAAGAUGGACACAAACUCCAGCAGCUAGACGUCAGCUGAGGAUUCUGGGAGCAAAGCUCUGCUGGAGGAAAAAAGUGCAAUGCAAGCUAGCAGAGGAGACCUGGUUCUUCUACAGCAUGUAUGCUCCACGCCAAAGGGAACACAUUUCCUGCUCCUCAUUCCAACCUGCUGUAGAGCGGUUAUUGUGCAUAAAGGAACGCUGAGACAGACGACCAAAAAGCAAACCGAGGGCGACGAAUGCUUGCUCUGAUCUACUGACAAACGUCACUGAGAGGAUGCUCUGAGGACGGUCCUCAGCAUGGCUCACAAUCACUCAUGGAUGGCUUUAACUGGAAAUGUUCAGAUUCAUCAAUAAUCGAGCAUCUCUGUUCUGAACGUGUGACUAAGUAUCAUCACCGUCUUUAAUCUGAGCUUUUCAGGAUCUAAAAUGUCCAAAUAUUACAAAAAAAAAUAAUAAAUAUUUUUUGCAGCUUUAAUGUUUUAUAUAAAACACUUUUACUUGGACAUCAGUGUUCUUCGUUACUCCACCAAACUGAGAACAGUAAAAACCAAAGCUUCGUGUUUGUUUAUCUGUGUUCAUUGUUCGAACCAAACAAUUCAGAAGUUCCAGUUGAAAUGACGACUUUAAUGAUGCAACAAUCGGAGAAACGGGUCCUUAAUGCGAACUUAACGUGGAUUUUUACCGCUUUCUGUAAAAAUUAGCUCUAGUAAAGUUAUUUUUCACCAUUGCUUCAUUUUUGGGUUUAAUUGUUGGAAAAAAAA
Messenger RNA from Cyprinodon variegatus (sheepshead minnow), 4673 nucleotides. It is a transcript of the gene radil2a, whose product is annotated as ras-associating and dilute domain-containing protein-like. The record is from RefSeq and is a predicted model, not a curated record. The transcript has 16 exons. Gene Ontology annotation, biological process: substrate adhesion-dependent cell spreading; signal transduction; neural crest cell migration. Gene Ontology annotation, cellular component: microtubule. Bases 502 to 3939 code for a protein of 1145 amino acids. NCBI's taxonomy places the organism in Eukaryota, Metazoa, Chordata, Actinopteri, Cyprinodontiformes, Cyprinodontidae. Gene Ontology annotation, molecular function: GTPase binding.